Messenger RNA from Salvia miltiorrhiza (redroot sage), 1848 nucleotides. RefSeq names its product sugar transport protein 8-like. Gene Ontology annotation, biological process: monosaccharide transmembrane transport. The record is from RefSeq and is a predicted model, not a curated record. The coding region runs from base 224 to 1720 and encodes 498 amino acids. Gene Ontology annotation, molecular function: monosaccharide transmembrane transporter activity. The transcript has 4 exons. Lineage: Eukaryota; Viridiplantae; Streptophyta; Magnoliopsida; Lamiales; Lamiaceae. Gene Ontology annotation, cellular component: membrane.
AAAAAUAAAAAUAAAAAUUGAAUAUAUUACUUUCACAUCAUCAACCAACAAGUAAAAUCUGAGAGUUAUGGAGAAAAUCCUGAAAUAUUUCUCUGAAUACAAGUAGAUAUCUCCACAAUCAUGAACUAGAAAACACUUUUGUCUACAUAAUCAUCUUGUUAGUAGGAAAAUUAUUCUAAUUUUUUUGAAAAGAAUUUGUAGCAUACAUUUGUAAAUCAAGAAAAUGGGCAGCAGCGAGCCUCAUUACAAGUCUAAGAUCACACCCUAUGUGUUUGCAUGCUGGAUUCUGGCUGCCUUCGGCGGCCUCAUGUUCGGCUACGAUAUUGGAAUUUCGGGUGGAGUGACGGCCAUGGAUGAUUUCUUGAUGAAGUUUUUCCCCCAUGUUCAUGAGAGGAAGUUGCAUGCUCAAGAGGAUAAUUAUUGCAAAUACGACGACGAACUGCUGCAGCUUUUCACCUCUUCUUUGUACUUGGCAGCCCUCAUCGCGAGUUUCUUCGCGUCGAGGGCGUGCACCAAGUUGGGGCGCAAACCCACUAUCACCAUGGCGUCCAGCUUCUUCGUCACAGGAGCCCUCCUGUGCGGGGCUGCGGAGAAGAAGUGGAUGAUCAUCGUGGGGAGGAUCCUCUUUGGGAUCGGCGUCGGCUUCGGAAAUGAAGCCGUUCCUCUGUUCUUGACGGAGAUCGCCCCCCAGCAACAUCGGGGGGCCAUAAACAUCCUUUUCCAACUCUUCGUGACGAUAGGAAUCUUCAUCGCGAACCUGAUCAACUAUGCGACCGCGAUAAUCCACCCCAGCGGGUGGCGCGUGUCGUUAGGUCUGGCGGCGGUGCCGGGCCUAGUCCUCUUCGUGGGAUCCCUAAUAAUCAUGGAGACACCGCCGAGUCUUGUGGAAAGGGGGAAGAAGGAGGAAGGGAAAGAAGCGCUGAGGAUCAUCCGCGGCGUGGACGACGUGGAGGCGGAGUUCAACCAGAUAUUGGCGGCGUCGGAGCAAGCGAAGCAGGUGAAGCAUCGGUUCAGGCGGCUGUUCAAGCAGUCGAGCUUCCCGCCGUUGUUCGUGGGCACCAUAAUACAAGUGUUCCAACAGUUCACCGGCAUCAACGCCAUCAUGUUCUACGCCCCUGUCCUCUUCCAGACCAUGGGCUUCAGGAGCGACGCCUCCUUGCUCUCCUCCGUCAUCACCGGCCUCGUCAACGUUGGAGCCACCUUCGUCUCCAUCUACGCCGUCGACAAGGUCGGGAGGCGGAAGCUGCUGCUGCAAGCCUCGUGCCAGAUGUUCGUAUCCCAGAUGGCCAUUGGGGUCAUAUUAUCCACCCACCUCCAGGCGACGGGGACACUGAGCAGAGGGCUGGCGGUGGUGGUGGUGAUCCUGGUGUGCACGUUCGUGAUGUCGUUCGCGUGGUCGUGGGGGCCGAUGGGGUGGCUGAUCCCGAGCGAGAUCUUCCCGAUGGAGACGAGGGCGGUGGGGUUCGCGUUCGCGGUGAGCACGAACAUGAUAUUUACGUUCGUGAUCGCGCAGGCGUUCCUGUCGAUGCUGUGCCACAUGAGGGCACACAUAUUCUACUUCUUCUCGGCGUGGAUUCUGGCGAUGGGCGUCUUCGUCCUCUUCCUCUUGCCGGAGACGAAAGGGGUUCCGAUCGACCAGGUCGAGGAGAGGCUAUGGAAGAGGCACCCAGUUUGGAGCAAGUUCUACAAAGAAGAAGGCAGUGAGUAUGGCAUGGCCUAGCUGCUACCUCUUCUUCUUCAUCACAAUUUCAAAAUGCAUCAUUUUCUUUUCUAUUUUCAUUUCCAUUUCCAUUUGUUGGAUCUUGCUAGAUUGUGAUUCCACCAUCGUAUCUCACUUCUCAAAAUGCA